GGGAAAGUCCGAAUCGGAAGACACAGAGUAGUCUGUAUCAUAACGGGGGCUAGCUUUUUUUUUUUCUAUCAGAGCUCCGGACCGUCAUUCUAGUUGAAUUUCUCGGCCCGGGACCCGAAGCGCGUCUGUGGGAAAACGCGGGAAUUUUUUUUUGUGCAAUUGCCAUGAACAUGCUUCGGCUUAGUUUUUCCCUUCGCCGUCUGCGGAGACCCCACACCCCCUAUGCCUCUUACGCUACUGCAGCGGCCGAGUCUCCAUCUCUCCGUCGUACAGUCCGUGUCGAAAAUCUCCCGGAAGGAUACAAUGUCAGCGACAUUGUCGACACUGUAAAAGCCAACCCGGCAGAGGCGAUAAUACCCGCGAAAGAUCAUCUCCUCGUCCGGUUCUUUGAUGAAGGAACUGCCAGGUGCUGCGUCGAGGCUAACAAAGAGCUGUCAUUAAAAAUCGACGAUUCGACUUCACCGGCACUAGACACCCAGACUGUCGCCUUGCUCGCGAAAUACAACGCCUCGCGCACGCUACGGCUGCUCAAACUCCCAGAGAGCUUCACCGAAUCUCAAUUCAACGAGAUCCUCUCCUCGUGCGGAGGAGUCUCUUCGGGCCUUGACAGAUCCGAAGGGGGUCUCACCGAAGUUCAGUUUUUGGAUGUACACCAGGCGGACAAGGCGCGGAUUGAAUUUGCCAAGGCUGGAACCGCGCCGAGGUAUAUCGAAGCCGAGCACCUCAGUUAUCCAGAGUGGUACUCGAAGGACGAUACGCAGCCCAACCAAGAACGCCUCGUAAAGAUCGAAGGCAUUGCGGACCCGCAGACCCUCCAAAUGUGCAUUGACUGGACCGACAAUUACAACGAAAUUGCACCAGCGUCAUUCAUCACGGCCCGUUUCGUCAACCAAAAACAAAUACUGGUUUAUUUCGCAACAUCGACAUUGGCUCGACAAUUCAUCAGCAUAUGCGAGCCCUUGGCGCAGGAAAAAUGCACCAUGUCUUUGCAAACCUCAGAUCGGACUGUCGCUCCUGGUGUACUCACCGCCCUCGGCGUUGGGGCACGGCGAAUAAUAGCUUUUCCCUUCACCAAAGACCUGCCAGAAGAAAGGCGACUAGCACUGGGACGCUUCUUAUACCGCUUUGGCGGACUACACUUAAAGGGUGUCAUGCAUACUGAAGGACAGUUGAUCAUUCCCUUCGCCACCGUGGUCGGUGCUGCGAACCUUGUCUAUCCAAUGUAUCGAUAUCCGAAAGGAAUGAAGUUACCAGCCGAACUCGAUGGUCUUCAGCCAACCUUCGUUGGAACUCGUCAUUCGUAAUAGUUGCAUGUUUUUUAUGUGCGUAAUACAAGUCUAUCUGUACCUUGAAGAUGCCGCACGAAGACACUACAAUAAAGAAGUCGUAUUAUAGCUGUGGCAUAUCAGUAUAGACUUUUGACUAAACCUAAU
Messenger RNA from Guyanagaster necrorhizus, 1433 nucleotides. RefSeq lists its product as uncharacterized. The coding region runs from base 165 to 1304 and encodes 379 amino acids. The record is from RefSeq and is a predicted model, not a curated record. NCBI's taxonomy places the organism in Eukaryota, Fungi, Basidiomycota, Agaricomycetes, Agaricales, Physalacriaceae. The transcript is spliced from 5 exons.